UCUCCUCUCCGUCCCCUCCUCCUCCUCCUCCUCCUCCUCCAGUACCUCUGGCACUGGGGAGGAAAACACAGGCGGAUUUUGACACCACGUUUGGGGCUGAUUUUUUUUUUUUCAAAAUGCGACAUGCUUCCCUGUGAGCUCCGUGUUGUGCGCACAUCGCCGUGAACAGCAGCGGCAGCACCGGCUCCGGGUUUGUUGUGGACUCGCAUGAAAAGGCUGUAAGUUAGUCCGGCUGACACUUUAGUUUUUCGGGGGAUUUUAUUUCGGAUUUCCGCGCUGGGCUGACGCGCUGUCAACACGCACCGUGCAGGGACAGAGGGGGAAGGCGACGGGAGGGGACGGUCCUGUCACCCCCACCAGCGUGGAUCCACAGUGCGGGGCUAUAAACCGCUAGCAGCCUGCCAGGGGGGCACCGAGUGGGCAAAGUGAACUAGUGCUACAAACCCCCCUCCGCCGUGCAACUACAUGUGCCUGGCUCCGGCUCCCAAUGAUCUCCUAAUCCGUGGGAAUCGGCUGAGGACUGAGAACCGUCUCUGCACCCGAAGCUGACUGCGAUCAAGAUGGAGAGCGAGAAGAAGAGGAGAAAAUACUCAACGAGCAGCAAUGACUCUGACACCACAGACAGUCAGGUGACCUCAUGGUCCAGGUCAUCCAAGAAUACGGGCACCAGCAGCACAUGGGUUCGCCACCAGCACAAGAAACCAUCAGAGGUGUUUCGCACAGACUUCAUCACGGCCAUGAAGCUGCCGGACUCGGCCCAGCUCGGCCCGGAUGACUUCUACGUGCUCUCAGACCCCUGGAGACAAGAGUGGGAGAAGGGAGUACAGGUCCCUGCCAACUUGGAGGCCAUACCAGAGCCUGUGGUCAGGUCGCCGCGGGAGUCGACAAGUGGCGACGGACAGGAGGGGGAUGGAGACACUCAGACGCCUCCCACUCAGCUCUACAGCUGCUAUGACCUGGACGAUCUGGACGUCGCCUGGCUGGAGCUGGUCAACCAAGAGUUUAGACAGAUGGCCUUACCCGAGCUGGACGAGCUGACGAUGGAGUGUGUGCUGGUGGAGCUAGAGAGCGCGUGCGCGGAGAAAAUGCAGCAGGCCAUCGAAACCGAGGAAGGGCUGGGCAUCGAGUACGACGAGGACGUGGUGUGCGACGUCUGCCGCUCGCCGGAGGGAGAGGACGGCAACGAGAUGGUCUUCUGCGACAAGUGCAAUGUCUGCGUGCAUCAGGCAUGUUAUGGCAUCCUUAAGGUACCCCAGGGGAACUGGCUGUGUCGGACCUGCGCUCUGGGUGUCCAGCCCAAAUGUCUGCUCUGCCCCAAGAGAGGGGGGGCCCUCAAGCCCACCCGCAGUGGAACCAAGUGGGUCCACGUCAGCUGUGCCUUAUGGAUCCCUGAGGUGAGUAUAGGCUGUCCAGAGAAGAUGGAGCCCAUUACCAAGGUGUCCCACAUCCCCGCUAGCCGCUGGGCCCUGUCCUGCAGCCUGUGCCGAGAACACACAGGAACCUGCAUACAGUGCUCCAUGCCCUCCUGUAUUGUGGCCUUCCAUGUGACGUGCGCCUUUGACCAUGGCCUGGAGAUGAGGACCAUCCUGGCCGAGAACGACGAGGUGCGCUUCAAGUCCUUCUGCCUGGAGCACAGCUGCACUGCCAGCAACAGCAGUGCACCAACAAGCAACUGCUCUACUUCAACCAGCGUGAACAACAGCAACCACAACACCACCAUUUCCACCACUAACGGAACACAUGGCACAGCCAGAACAGACUGGGCCACCGCCGGCAUCGGUUCUGAGCUCCGGCCAGAACAGCCGCACCAACCAAACGGCAGCAGUGACCUGGAGCAGAGGUCAGUGUUGUUCCCUGUUUCGGUUUCUGUGUCGGCAGCGGAGCGAGCAGAGCGGGACCAGCUGGAGAGAGAGAAAGUGAGCCAGAGGAAACAGAAGCUGCAGGAGCUGGAAGAUGAGUUCUACCAACUGGUGGACCCAAGGGAGGUGGCUGAGAACCUGGGAAUGCCUGUCGCACAGGUGGAUUUCCUGUAUCAGUUCUGGAAGUUAAAAAGGAAGGCCAACUUUAAUCGACCUCUGGUGACCUUAAAGAGGGACGAGGUGGACAACCUGGCCCAGCAGGAGCAGGACGUCCUCUACAGACGCCUCAAACUCUUUACACACCUACGACAAGACCUGGAGAGGGUGCGUAACCUGUGUUACAUGGUGACACGGAGGGAGAAAAUGAAACACACCCUGUGCGACCUCCAAGAGAAAAUCUUCCACCUGCAGAUACAGCUACUGGAAGAGGACAUGGCUGGAGGUUUGUCAAAGUCCUUCCCCCUGGACAACUCCUUGUUCGACAGCUGGCUCGCCCAGUCGGUUCAGAUCACCGCUGAUGACAUGCUGAGCCAGUGGGCUCUGGGUGCCCAGCACGGGGACAAGAGCGGCAGCCUGCUCUCCGACCAGCUCCUGCAGGGCGAGGAGAGCCUAUUAAACCUUAUGAUGGAGAACUCCAUGCAGUCCACCUGGAAAACUCCCCAGCUGGGCCGCAAACGGGGAACCAACAAGCCCCGUGCUCGUGGACAACUUCCCACCCCCGCGCAGCCGCAGACGCCCCUCUCGGCGGCAGCCAUCUCCACCGCCAGCAGCCCCUCCACUGCAAAAAGCCUCCGGGUGAGCGUGGCGGAGGAUAAUCCUAGCCUUGUGAGCCGGAGAGGGGAGAGGUCCAAGGGUUCCUCCAAGGCACUGCACCACCACCACCUUCAUCACCAUCACCACACCAGGAGCUCUGACCUGCAGGGGGACCCACCACCACAGCCACCCAUCUCCAAAAUGGAUUCCUGUCACAUCUCGGAGGACCCCGGCCCCUGGGACAGCAUCGCCGCGGGGAAUGAUGUCGCAUCAGGAGCUGGAGCUGUUUUCCCUACGGGUUCAUCUCCACUUCCAGCCUCCAGCCCCGGGCUCACGGUUCCUGACACAGGGGCUGUCCUUUGUGGGAGGGCUCCUCGGCUCCGUCUGCCCCGCCACGGCAAAUCAAGAGGCAGGGGCGUCAACGGAGGUGGAGGCGUAGAGGCACUGGAGUCCAUUGAACUGCCGCUCAGGGACACGUCCUUGCUGGAUGCCACCGAGACUGAUGGGUACUUCUCUGACGGCGAGCAGAGCGAUUCGGACACACGCUCUGGCGGACGCAAACUCCGCUUGCCACAGUUGCAUUCUGGGAACGAGGACCUGUUGAGAAGGAGCGUGCUGGCAUCUUAAAGAACUGAGACUUAAAUCAACACACACACAAACACACAGUUACCCGAGUCCCGCUGGCUAAUUGUUUCUCCAUCUGUGCCCAGUGUGCCGUCGUCAAAACAUGGCUGGAUGGCUUCAUUCAACCAAAUCCCGGUCACAUCUACCAAUCAGAAAAUCUCUUCAGCUCACCUGCUUUGUUUUUUGGGGGGAAAUUUGAAUGUAGCUGUUUGCCUGACGUACAUUAGAGCUUCUCCACUGGACCAUAGUUUGUUGUUCGAUAACCAUAAGACGCGACAUAUUCAACAAAUAGGAAACAAAAAUUACAUUCAGUCAUUUUGUUUCUGGGUGUUGAAGUACCCUGUUCUGGCCUCAUGUCUGUGGAAUCUGUCAAAACAAACACUUUGGGGCAUUAUUAUUAAUUGUUAUUAUUCAAGCUGGUUUCAGGGUCUCCAUCUUGUUUGGUCUUUUAUGGCCUGAGAAACAUCCUACAAGUCCUUGUUGGGGACAAUGGAGACAAUUUCACACCAGACUUGUGUGUGUGAUGGUGACACCAGACAACACGUAUCCAACCUUGAAAAGCACAACUAGCUUGUCAUCAGAGCUGUAUUUUAAGCAUUCGUGUGGGUAAUGGAUGCUGCUUCAGGGUUGGGGUCAGUUCUCAUCACAGCCACUCCGUUUCAAAAAGUAACUUUAUAAGAUUUCCCUCAAAAUUUUCAGAUUUCCAGGAUUUGAAUAUUAAACAGAUCGGCCUCAACCCUGGGUCUCAUUCAGAUCGCCACACGAAGACGCAAACACACAGAUGCACACAUACUGACACACAAACUUACUCAAAGCCAAUCCCUUUGCUCACAGCACAGAAAAUAUUGGCUCUGACUUCUGUCGGCUGCUUUCAAAUUCUUCCUGGUUCUGUGUUCAUUUAUUUUUUUUAUUUCAGCCCGAAUCUUUGGAGAAAAAAAAAUCUUUGUAGAAACUCUGUGCCUUCUGUCGCUCGCCCUGUGCCCCCCCGCCCCUUCCCCCCGAAACCCCCAAUUUCUCAAUCAGUCAACCAAACAAUCAAUAGGUAGAUCAAUUUUUCAAUCGGAUUUGUAACAAUCAAAACCAAAAGGUAAUCCAGUCGGAUUGGUUACCGAGCGUGGCCAGCUCCUUGUCACCUUAACAAUUGCCUAGUGCCUGAACCGAGGAUGUGAAUGCAGCGUUUGCCAUUAAUCAACAAAGCGUCUGUGACAGUUAUCAAAGCAGAGCCACAACUGUGCUAUCGGUGCAAAGAGAUGCCUACUGUUCUAUGCCCCCACAACUAGAUCACUGCAGGUCAGAGCCAUCGAUGAGCAGAGUUUGGCCCGGUUACAGAUUCCCGAUGUAAACCAAAUGUUUAAUGGAUUGGAGGCAAAGCAAAUUGUUAUCAAUGUGUUCUGACUCCUCUGCUAGAAGUCAGUAAUUCGUCCUUUAUUUAAAUCACAUGUGGAAAAAUGCCAAAUUUUGAGGAAAAUAUAAAUCAGGAGCAGAAACAAACAAAACUGGAGAAAACAUAGAUUUAACUCAACGUAAGCUUUCUUGAAGUUUUCAUCCACAUCACACAGUCUUGAAAAGUAGGAACUAAUCUUAGCAUCUACAAAAUCGACCUUUGUCUCAUUCAUAAACUGAUGAGUUAACACGGGCAUCCAGGCUUCAAACUGCAGCUUCCAGGCAUCAAGAGAAACAAAUGAUACUUCAGUGAUUUAUCUUCUUGAUGUAGUACGAUGCCCAAAACUGACUCAUUCAACGUUGCCUCCACUGACGUCUGCCGUGGCCACGCUCUCGUCACCGAUGGCUCUGCUGCACCUUCUCCUCCUGUUCGCCGAACGAUGACAAUGUAAUGAUCAGCUUCAGAAGCCUGCGCUCUUAUGUUCAGAAAUUGAGUUCUUUGUAAAUUAGUUUCUUUUUUUUUCUUUUUUUUUUUUUAUAGGUUUUUGUUGUUCUCUCAGAGAGUUGUAUUUUGUACUUAAGCAGUCCAUGGUAUU
This is a messenger RNA of Paralichthys olivaceus (Japanese flounder), 5215 nucleotides long. It is a transcript of the gene jade2, whose product is annotated as jade family PHD finger 2. Gene Ontology annotation, biological process: regulation of transcription by RNA polymerase II. The record is from RefSeq and is a predicted model, not a curated record. Gene Ontology annotation, cellular component: histone acetyltransferase complex. NCBI's taxonomy places the organism in Eukaryota, Metazoa, Chordata, Actinopteri, Pleuronectiformes, Paralichthyidae.